Molecule: messenger RNA, 768 nt
Organism: Coprinopsis cinerea okayama7#130
Lineage: Eukaryota; Fungi; Basidiomycota; Agaricomycetes; Agaricales; Psathyrellaceae
Exons: 5
Coding region: 1-768 (255 amino acids)
Molecular function (GO): sphingosine-1-phosphate phosphatase activity
Source: RefSeq, a predicted model, not a curated record
AUGACACUCCAACAACCACACUUUCAAGGACCUCUAGCGAGUCUGGACGUAACCCAUGUUCUCUACGACGACAGCUCCUUCACUUCCUUCGUACUCGCGCUCAUCACGCUCAGUCCCAUCUUGUUAAUGCCAGCUUACGCAGCGCUCGCCUACCAAACCCGCGAAUACAUCAUAAUCGUCAUGUGGAUUGGGCAGUUCUUCGGUGAAGGACUGAAUCUGGUGAUCAAGAGGAUCGUGAAGGAGGAGAGACCUAAUCUAAAUAUCGGCGACGGCUACGGCUUCCCCUCCUCACACAGCCAAUACAUGGCCUACUUCACAACCUUCCUCUACCUCCACCUCUUCUUCUCCCACCGCUUCACCUCAACCGGCUCACCCCUCCUCGACAGACUAUGGCGCACAACCGUGUACGGAGUAUUAGCAAUGUGGAUGGGGGUAGUCGCCUAUUCCAGAUACGCACUCGGCUACCACACACCCCUCCAGAUCUUCUGGGGUCUGGCGAUUGGUUGCGCGUUGGCAGUGGUGGUGUACACGCUAACCCAGUUGGUACCGUCGAGGUAUCCAAAUUCGGUGCUUGGCAAAACAAAACGCUUCAUCCUCACAAACCCACUCUGCACCUGGCUCCGCAUCCGCGACGGGUGGGAAGUAUGGGGCGACGCAGGAGUCGAAGACGCGUGGUGGAGAUGGCGCGCGCAAUGGGAGAAGAAGAUGCGGGAGAAGGGGGUGGAUGUAGGCAGUGUUGCUGGUAAGGUGGAUGGGAAGGAGGAGUAG